Scheffersomyces amazonensis is the source of this 835-nucleotide messenger RNA. RefSeq names its product DNA-directed RNA polymerase III subunit. The record is from RefSeq and is a predicted model, not a curated record. Gene Ontology annotation, biological process: transcription initiation at RNA polymerase III promoter. Bases 227 to 742 code for a protein of 171 amino acids. The transcript has a single exon. Gene Ontology annotation, molecular function: nucleotide binding. Gene Ontology annotation, cellular component: RNA polymerase III complex. NCBI's taxonomy places the organism in Eukaryota, Fungi, Ascomycota, Pichiomycetes, Serinales, Debaryomycetaceae.
CCGGGAUCUAAGAUUAAUUUCGUCAUAUCAUCACCAAUUGAUCCGAUUGCUACUGAUUGAUAACCACUGACUUAACCUGUAAACAAAACAAUGUGCCUAAGAAAUUCGCAUCUAAAUUUUUUUGUAGAUGAGAUAAAAGUUAUAUACAUUAUAUCAUAUAUUAUAUGUUAUAUGUUAUAUAUACAUAGAUACAUAUAUAUCAUAUAUCAUAGUAGAACACUUAUAGAUGAAGAUACUAGAAGAGAGACAAAGUUUCCUAUCCAACUAUGAGGUGGAACAACAUUUAAAGGAUAUCAAGAGGAAAUAUAACUGGACUUUCAAUGAGAAAGAUGAAGAAGAAUUACAAAAGGAUAAACGGAAGAAUAAGAAAAGAUUUGAUGCAUGUGGAGUUAAUUUAGAAGUAAUAACUAGAGAUGUGUUGGCAUAUUUACGUAAUGGACCUCCAUCUAUUAUAGAUACUACCAGUAAUUUUAAGGAAUUAGGGAUCUUUUUAAAUCAAUUUGAAUUAAUGAAAGUUGAAAAAUUACAAAUCAUCAAUACAUUACCAAGAUCAAUGGUAAUUUUAUAUUCACUCGUUGAAGAAUGUGAUCAAAGAUUUUCAGAAGAAAUAUGUGAAUCCAUCAUUGAGAAAAUUGAUCAAUUAUUCCCUCUUGAAGAAACUGAAGAAGCUGAAGAUCAAGAUCAAGAAGAAGCUGAAGAUGAAGAUCAGGAGGAUGGUCAAGAUGACGAUAAUAUGGAAUAAAUCAAAAAUCUAUUCUCUAUUACUAUAUAGAUUGUACAAUAUACUAUUAAUGAAAUCAUAUUUAAUGAAUAUAUAUAUAUAUAUAUAUAUAUA